Molecule: messenger RNA, 2004 nt
Organism: Hyalella azteca
Lineage: Eukaryota; Metazoa; Arthropoda; Malacostraca; Amphipoda; Hyalellidae
Exons: 6
Source: RefSeq, a predicted model, not a curated record
AUGGACGUUGAGACGCCGGCCGACGCUGCUCGAGAGGAAGAAGAAGCCCUUGCUUCGUCCCGCCAAGAUUUCGUCAAUGAAGAACUGGCGGCCUCGUUUUCUCAGGCUGAAUCUUCACAAUUCCUGGGUCUGGAAGACUUGUCCCUGGUUGGGCGGUUAGCGGACCUUGCUGAUGAAAAUGCUCUUGAGCUACCAGGUUCUUCAGAAUGUCAGAAGAAGAGUCAAGAUGUCGCUGACGGCAGCAGCGACGAGUCAGACGAGGGCGACGAGGCGCUGAGUUUCGCCAUGUCCCAGCCCGUGUGGCUGAGCGAGCACCAGUUGGAAUCGUCAGAAGUGCCACUUCAUCAGGACUCUUCCGAGCAAGCGGUGGUUCAUCCAGAAAUUGAGGAUAUGUUACCUCAAAACGAUGGUUCCGUAUGUGGAGAAGCUCUUGUUGUCAGUGACAACAGCUCAACGUCGCCGCUUCAAUUUUCUUCUGGUGUUCGGCAGUCACAUGAUGUGCACAGUUGUUCCUGUUCGUCGUCGUCUACUGCACCUAAGAGAUUCAAGUCUCGUUCAUUUCAUGUUCUUAAUGUGAAUGAAGUUGAAUACACGCAUCAGUCUACGUUCUGUUUGAAACAGGAAUCUAGAAUAGCAGAAGACCAAAAUUUAUUUUCUUCAGGCGACGAGUCGGAUGAUUCAGAUGUCAGUAGUGUUGCUUCCGAUUUCUCCAUAGAUCAAAUAGAUGGAGAUCCUAAAGACCAUCGCCACCAGCGUGCAAGAUUUCCCCCGCCACCAUCUCACACAAUGGGACGUUUUCAGGGAGGCUUGCCUUACGAUCAAAUCAACUCGCAACACAUUGCAAUGGGAUACCUCCCACCUCGCCCUGGGGCUCACAUUCCAUCGUUUGAAGCGGUCAACAAUACUCACUUUGGAAAUCCUCAAUUCCAACGAGGCAGGCCCCAGGCAUUGAUUGAUCAAAGUUCAAGCCAUCAUCCAAAUCAUCGAGCCCGCAGUCAUGGAAAUUUUCCUCAGUAUGCUAUGCCACAGGUGCCUUCUACACAGCGUAACGUGCCUUAUUCUGAGCGUCAGUCUAGUUCUCGCCAUCACCAUCAAUCUCAAAACAGAAGAGACUAUCAACAUCCUCCUGCCGACACUGCAUCAGCAGAUCUCCAUAUCCCGCGCUUCAAAGUAAUCAAGGCACAAGUCCCUUCUGGUAAAAGCAAUCAAUUCCACCAUCCUCAUGGAGCUCAUGAGCGCAUGCCAUUUCAACGAAAAGUUCAUCCUGUAAUGCCCGCUCGUUCUAGUUUAUCGCUCCAGGAUUCGUCUGGAACCAUCAACGUAUUACCUGUGCCAGACAUGAGCGAAGAAAGGAUCAUCCCGGGCAUUGGAGGCGCUACCGUGGUCCCUGCUCUGAUGUCCAAUAAACCUAUCACCCUCAGUAGUGCUAUCUUCGAAUCUGCUCCUCAGUGUACCGAGCUCAACAGUACGGCUGGUGCUGAUGGCCAAGGAAAGAGUUCCUCUGCUGCAAAUGAUAUAAUAAUGCGAGCAAUGAACUUUGCCGAUCCCUUGGGCGAAUUCUUCAAUGAAGAAGAAACACCACCUGUUGCCAGCGAAACUGUCAUAGAGAGCACCAGCGUCCACAUGGACAACGACUCUACUUACAGGCAAGAUCAAUGGCCUCCUAAUCAUUUCGUAGGGGCCUGCACAACCGUCGUUUCAGAAGAUGAUUCGUCCAGUGCUCGACACGAGAGGGAUGCCGUUUCAAAGAAAAUGCCUACACCAGAUUCAUCAGAAACGUCGUCUAGAAAAACAGCGUCCAAGAAAUCAUCUAUUACGUAUGCUCCGGCUCAGAGCUACUGCAGUGAUCUUCCUGAACGUCCACCUACUCCUGGUUUUGCUCACGCUUUAAACUUCCAGCCUUCUCCUGACCCGAUUCGAUCUCUCUCGCCUGAGGUGCCAUCUUACCCAAGCUCUGGAGAUGAUCUCGAUCGGCCUCCUACUCCUGAAAACAACCCGCCGUAG